AUGGUUAAUCAGGGCCAACCGCAACCUAACCUCUAUGACAAACACAUUAACAUGUUUCCACCAGCAAGGGCGCGGGAGUCCUCGCAUAAAUUGGGAAAUGCCAAUUCGGAUAGGCAUGGUUUGCCAGCUCAAAAUAUAGUGCCUGCACCCUAUCCAGUGGAUGACUCUAUCGUUGAACUCACACCAGCUAUUCCUUUUACAUCCCCUUCAUCUUCCUCAUCAUUAUCGCUGCCUUUGAGUGCGCUGAAUUUCACAGACGGGAAUGCUGAUGGUGGUCAAUUAGGCACUCCAGUAACCAUAAAUAGUAAUAACGGCAUGGACAUUUUUAAUUCCAAGCCAACAGGUGAAAUAGGAUAUGCCAAUAAUGGCACCAACAGUACUGGUAGUAGGUAUGAACUUCCUUUCAAUUUUAGUUCUACAAAAGAGAGUUUGGGUUCACCAGCUGUACAAGAUGCAUCAAUAAGCAGUGGAAAUCGAAUAUCAGAGUCUGUAAGGGACAACUCAGCGCCACCACCCUAUGAGGAAUCUGAAUCUAGGAUACUGCAGGAAAAAGUUUACAGAACCGAGGAAAAAGCUCCAAUACGACCUUUGAAUAAUAAUCCUGUUCCACCACAAAAAAUCAACCAACCACCCACUGGGAGCGCGAAGACAGACGAUAAUGGGUCCUCAGGUGGUGAGGACAAACUGUCUUCCUAUUCACCAGAGGCAUUGGCUUUCUAUCAAGUGUACAAGAAGACAAUUACUGACUCUUCAAAAUUCACCCCCGAGAUACAAAUGCAAUGGUGUGAAACAUUACUUACAUAUGCCUUUAAUGAGGAUUUCAUAUCGCAAUAUAACAUAAACGCGGAGAAGCUCAAAAGAAGCUUAAAGCCUGAGGAAAUGCUCAAAAACCAGAAAGUCAUUUUGGAACAUUCAUUCAAGGUGCUCACAAAAUUGAUAACUUUAAAAUGGCCACCUGCCAUGUAUUUAAUGGGGACGCUGUAUUCACACCAACCCUAUUUACCUAUAAAGAACAAAAACAUCGUUAUUAAAAAUGAUGAAAAGGCGCUGGAAUAUUAUUGUAAAGCUGCGAAAUUGAACAAUUCAGAUGCAUGCUACCGUGCAGGUGUAUGCUUUGAAUACCAAAGGGGCACCUCUUCUUUGGAUCCAUCACCAACCAAAGAACAAUGCAUAAAAAAGGCCUUCCAAUACUACCAGCAUGGCGCAGAAGUUUGUUCAAAUUCUGCGUGUAUGUAUAAAUUAGGGAUGAGCCAUUUAUACGGUCUGAACAUGCAAAAGACUGAUGUAUUGCUAGCUAUUAAAUGGUUUGAUAAAGCUGCCCAAAAGGGUGACUCUCCACAAACAUUAUAUGAGUUAGGUAAAAUAUAUGAAUUCAGUGUUUUGCCGCCAGAAAUCCAGAACCUAUUAUUUGCGAACGGCAUACGAAAAGACUCUCAACUGGCAAUAAAAUACUACCAACAAUGUGCCAAAGAUUUUGAGUACCCUUUAGCGCAAUGGAAAUUAGGAAAUUGUUAUGAGUUUGGAGACCUAGGGUUGCCAGUGGUGGCCAAAAAAUCCAUAUAUUGGUAUUCCAAAGCUGCUGCUGCUCAGCCGAAGGGGAAUCCGAUGGCAAUGUUAUCCUUAAGUGGAUGGUACUUAACGGGAGCACCAAAUAUUUUGAAACCAAACAAUAAAGAGGCAUUCAACUGGGCCUUGAAGAGCAGCAAGUGUUCAGACGGUAAAUUAGCCCGCACUGAAUUUGCCUUAGGAUUUUAUUACGAAAAAGGUGUCGGUUGUGAAGUUGAUUUGGAUCUGGCCAAACAAUAUUAUCAGAGGGCUGCAAGAAUGGGAUUCAGGAAGGCAGUUGAUGCUCUUCGAAGUUUGACAAAUUAA
This is a messenger RNA of Saccharomyces cerevisiae S288C, 1872 nucleotides long. It is a transcript of the gene ACK1, whose product is annotated as Ack1p. NCBI's taxonomy places the organism in Eukaryota, Fungi, Ascomycota, Saccharomycetes, Saccharomycetales, Saccharomycetaceae. The record is from RefSeq and is marked reviewed. The coding region runs from base 1 to 1872 and encodes 623 amino acids. The transcript has a single exon.